UAAAAACAGGUGAAGGUGUGUUUACAAAAUUUAAAAAAAAGUAUUUCGCAAUUUGGAUGCAAAAUUCAAUUAUAGAUAUUACGCAGGAUAAAAGGAUUAUGUAUUAAAUAGUGAUCAUUUGUGUACGACUUAAAUCAUUUUAUAGAAAAUGGACAGACGCUCGCGAUAUGAGGAGCAUCGACGACAUGACAAAGACCACUACCACCGUGAUAACAAUUCUUACGACAACCCAGGCUACAACAGGGAUGGUAAUGGUCAAGGGUAUGGGCCAACUGGCUAUACACACAAAAACUAUCUAACCCCAAAUAUUAAUGUUUGGGAUCCUAAAAAUUUUCCUCAUCAUGGAUAUCCAGCUAGUCAUCACCAUGGAGAAAAUCAGAGAGCAGGUUCCGAUCAGCCUCUGCAUGGUAGUAUAUCUUCUGAUUCAACAUCAGGAACGAAGUCUCGGAAAGCUAUAGCCAUUGCUAUAGGAUUAGGACUUUUAAUAGUUGUCGGAGGUGCAAUAGCUGUAGCUGUUUAUUUUACUAGUCUUACUGAUGUUCAGAGAACGACUGUCUCGACAAUACCAACAACGACACCUGUUCCACCUCAGGAGCUGAAGUUUCAAGGAAACAUAACAAUUGAUAACAGCUGGGAUGAAGAUUUGAAAAACUCUUCUUCGCCUGUAUACAAACAGAAAGCAGCAAAUGUUUCAAAUAUGAUAGACAAAGUCUACAAGUCUAGUGACCUAAAAGAUAUAUAUCUACGAAAUGAGGUUGAAGGCUUCAGACAAGGCAGUACAGAGGCAAUUAUUGAUAUUAUCUUCAAGAACCCUGCAGUAGUCAAAGAAGAUGUUUCAAUUUCAACAGCAGCGCCACCUGUUGUGAAGUUGGAUAACAAAAAGAUUGCUGAGACUUUUGUUAAAAGUGUUGAGAAUGGUGAUUUGGAAGAGUACAAUGAUGUGUUUGAUAUUAACACAAAUACAGUCUCAUUUGCUGAUAUCACACCACCAGCCACAACUACUUCACAAACAACAACACCAACAGCGACUACUACAGUACCAGCUACCACAACACCUGCAACCACAACACAGACUACAACUACACCAACUACUACAACACCGACUACUACACCAACUACUACACCAACCACUACACCAACUACUACUACACCAACUACUACUACACCAACUACUACAGUACCAACUACUAAACCAACUACUACAGUACCAACUACUACACCAACUACUACUACAGUACCAACUACUACAGUACCAACUACUACAGUACCAACUACUACACCAACUACUACAACACCGACUACUACAACAACUACUACACCAACCACUACACCAACUACUACACCAACCACUACACCAACUAUUACACCAACAACUACUACACCAACUACUACAGUACCAACUACUACACCAACUACUACAGUACCAACUACUACAGUACCAACUACUACAGUACCAACUACUACAGUUCCAACUACUACACCGACUACUACAGUACCAACUACCACAACACAGACUACUACUAUGCCAGCUACCACACCAACUACCACUACACCAACUACCACAACACCUACAACCACAAAACCUACAACCACAACACCAACUACCAUACCAACUACCACACAGGCUACUACAACACCAACUACUGUUCCGAUAGAAUCUCUUGUUGUGUUCUAUAUACAAGUUCUGAUGAGAAACAUGACCUGGAUUCCUGCAUACAAUGACACUGGCUCAGCAGAGUAUCAAAGCAUACUUCAGACUGUUAACCAGAUGGAGGCCAGCCUGAGACAACAGAUGUUAUCUAUGGAUAAUUCACCUACAAUGUCUAACACAUCACCAAUAGCAGAAAUCUUGUAUCGACUUGUCUUAACAGGUGCUCGGUAA
Messenger RNA from Mytilus trossulus (common blue mussel), 1882 nucleotides. RefSeq names its product mucin-2-like. The record is from RefSeq and is a predicted model, not a curated record. NCBI's taxonomy places the organism in Eukaryota, Metazoa, Mollusca, Bivalvia, Mytilida, Mytilidae. Bases 149 to 1882 code for a protein of 577 amino acids. The transcript has 8 exons.